Molecule: messenger RNA, 1586 nt
Organism: Mangifera indica (mango)
Lineage: Eukaryota; Viridiplantae; Streptophyta; Magnoliopsida; Sapindales; Anacardiaceae
Product: adenylate-forming reductase 06235-like
Exons: 3
Coding region: 1-1530 (509 amino acids)
Source: RefSeq, a predicted model, not a curated record
AUGCGAAACCAAGUGAGGUUCUCAAGUUGCAGUGGUGUGACAUUUGAGAUUAAGCCUCGUGCUGAUCCAUUUGCCAUCACUGCGGCAACAGAAGAUGAGACCAACACCAGCAAGAAGUUCUGGCCUUCAUGGAAUAUUUAUGGCAACUCCUCUAAAAUGUUCCCUUCUUCGAUACAAAAAUCUGUGAGCCGAGCCAGUCGCCUCUUCUGUGAUCUUGACAAUGAUUUAGCAGACGUUGAUAGUGAUGAAGGCCGUAUCACUCUGCAAAAAUUAGAGGAAGGGAAAAACGAAGAGAAAGACCACAAACCAAUCAUUCCAUUGGCUAGCAAACGAGAGCAACCAACAAAAGCUGCACGUAAGCAAGAAUCAAGGUUGUCGGUAAUUUUGCUUGAUCAAGGGUUAUUCACGGUUUACAAGCGACUGUUUGCAGUUUUCUUAAUCCUGAACAUUACUGCUUUGGUUCUUGCAGUCACUGGUAAUUUCCCAUAUGCCAGAUAUAGAGCUGCCUUUUUUUCCAUUGCAAAUAUUCUUGCUUUGACAUUAUGCAGGAGCGAAGCCUUCUUGCGAAUUGUAUUUUGGCUCGCGGUCAAAAUAUUGGGGAGGUCUCGGGUUUCUCUCUCUAUAAAAACCGCUACCACUUCUUUGCUUCAGAGUCUUGGCGGUAUACAUAGUAGUUGUGGAAUUUCAUCAGUUUUCUGGCUUAUUUAUGCUUUAGUCCUCACGCUCAAAGUCAGAGAAAACACUUCUCCAGAGAUCAUAGGCGUGGCCAGUGCUGUUCUUUCUCUUCUCUGUCUGUUUGCAGGAUGGACUGCGCUUGGUCUCUUGUGGGCAUUUGUUAUCCUUACAAUCUCUUAUGACCCGAAAACAAAGUCCUACAGAAAUGAACUUGGUUCAACGCUUAUCAAACAGCAAGAGUUUUGGUUCACCGCUGCCAUAACAGUACUAAUUAUUCUACCCUGGUUGACAGUGAGACGCAUACCUGUUGAGGUCUCUUCUCCUUCAGGUCAUGCCUCUAUCAUUAAAUUUGAAGGGGGACUCAAAGCCGGUAUAUUAGGAAGGAUUAGUCCAUCGCCAUUUUCGGAAUGGCACGCUUUUGGUAUUAUUUCUGACGGGAAAACACAACACAUGAUGCUCGCUGGAGCAGUUGGUGACUUUACAAAGUCCUUAGUGUCAAACCCACCAAGCCAUUUGUGGGUUCGCCAGGUGCACUUUGCGGGCCUGCCUUAUCUAACAAACUUGUACGAGAGGAUUCUGUUGGUUGCAACAGGUUCUGGGAUUUGCGUGUUUCUAUCGUUCUUGUUGCAGCCAUGUAGGGCUAAUAUGGUAAGUGGGCAUCCCAAAGACAAAGUGAUAUUGCAUGACACGGCUGUGUUUGGUCGUCCAAAUGUGUCUCAAAUGAGCGUAGAUGCUGCUAAAAGAUGGGGAGCUCAAGUCGUUAUUGUUACAAGCAAUCCAGAAGGCAGCAGAGAUGUUGUCAAUGCGUGCAAGUCUGCAGGAAUUCCAGCCUUCGGUCCCAUUUGGGAUUCUUGAUUUUUUAUCUCUUUAUCUUCCGGACGGUAACUGCACAAUUUACUCGCAUAAGUUAC